Paramecium sonneborni is the source of this 1179-nucleotide messenger RNA. The record is from the annotation of a GenBank genome assembly. NCBI's taxonomy places the organism in Eukaryota, Ciliophora, Oligohymenophorea, Peniculida, Parameciidae.
GAAUGUAACCCGAGAUAAGUAAAUAUAAAACAGCUUUUAAAUCAAUGUUCUUUCAAGCCCAAGCAAUGCUGAAGACCAUAUAAGAGAAUAUAACAGAAACUAUCAAUUAAAUAUACGAUUGGAUUGAAAAGGAAGAUGCUGAAAAGUAGACAUCAAUGAUGGAGAUGGAGAAAAUUUAAAAUUGGUUGGAUUAAGAAAGUAAGCCAUAUCUUAAAAAGAUAAAUAAAUAAAUAAAUAAGAUGAAGUCUUUAUUUAAGUAAAAAGUUUGAAUCAUAAUUUAGAAAUCCAAACCAAGAAUUUGCCACAUUGAAAGGUCAUACUCAUUCUGUCUACUCAGUAUCCUUCUCACCAGAUGGAACUAUUUUAGCUUCAUGUAGUAGUGAUAACUCAAUCCGUUUAUGGGAUAUUAAGACACGAUAGUAAAACAACAAAUUGGAUGGUUAUUAUAAAUGUGUCAACUCAAUAUGCUUCUCACCAGAUGGAACUUAUUUAGCUUCAGGGAGUGAUGAUAAGUCAAUCAGUUUAUGGGAUGUUAAGACAGGAUAAUAAAAAACCAAAUUAAAAGGUCAUAGUAAUUGGGUCAACUCAGUAUGCUUCUCAUAAGAUGGAAGCACUUUAGCAUCUGGUAGUGAUGAUAAGUUUAUUCGUUUAUGGGAUGUUAAGACAGGAUAAUAAAAAGCCAAAUUGGAAGGUCAUAGUGAUUAUGUUCGAUCUGUAUGCUUCUAACCAAAUGGAAUUAAUUUAGCAUCUGGCAGUAGUGAUAAGUCUAUCCGAUUGUGGGAUAUUAGGACACAUUCAUAAACAGCCAAAUUAGAAGGUCAUAGUAAUUGGGUCAACUCAGUAUGCUUCUCAUUAGAUGGAAGCACUUUAGCAUCUGGUAGUGAUGAUAAGGUUAUUCGUUUAUGGGAUGUUAAGACAGGAUAAUAAAAAGCCAAAUUGGAAGGUCAUAGUGAUUAUGUUCGAUCUGUAUGCUUCUCACCAGAUGGAGCUAAUUUAGCCUCUGGUAGUAGUGAUAAGUCGAUCAGAUUAUGGAAUGUUAAGACUGAAUAAUAAAAAGCCAAACUGGAUGGUCAUCAUAAAUGUGUCAACUCAGUAUGCUUCUCGCCAGAUGGAACUACUUUAGUAUCUAGUAGUGGUGAUUGUUCAAUCCGAUUAUGGAGUACGAUUAUUAGUGAAUGA